GGGAGCGGCCUUCCCCAGCACUCACGGUGCAGCAGCAGCGAUGUCCCAAUGCCUCAGUGAGGCUUCUUAAAGCUGUGGCGAAGGUGAGUCUGGGCCCCGCCCCCUAGGCCUGGUGGAAUCAGCCUGAAGAGGGAGCGGCCUUCCCCAACACUCACGGUGCAGCAGCAGCGAAUGCCGUCUGCCUUCCCUAUCUCCUAUACAAACCCUGGCACUGCGCAACACAAAUUAUGUAUGAGAUGCUUCCUUAUUCUAUUCUGAAAGAAUUAAGGAAAGCUAUUACUGAUUCUGGCCUAAAAUCCUCUUAUGUGCUAGGGAUGCUGGAGGGGAUCGCAACUGGUUAUACAAUGCUACCUCAAGAUUGGAAAGAUCUGAUGCGCAUGCUUUUAUCCCCGGCUCAGUAUGUGGUUUUUGAAAGUGAAUUUAAGCAUAGCGCAGUAGCCCUGGCUGAUCCACAGCAUUCAGCCAACCAACUCUUUGGUGCUGGUCCGUAUGAUAAUAUACCAGCCCAGGCGCAAUUGACACCUUUACAUUUUAGUCGCACCGCGACUUGUGUACAACGCGCCUUUCGCAAAGUCCCUGUCUCAGGGCAACCGCUGAGCUCCUUUGUUAAUAUUAAGCAACAACAUUCGGAGCCUUACCAUCAAUUUAUAGAUAGAUUGAAAGAAUCAAUCACUAGGCAGAUUGAUGACACUACAGCUCAAAAUGAAUUGAUGAAAAAAUUGGCUUUUGAAAAUGCAAACACUGAUUGCAAGAAGGCUUUGCAGUCAAUUAUACAUCGCCCUAAAUAUGGCCUGGCCGAUAUGAUUCAGACCUGUGCCGAUGUUGGCAGCCAGAGUCAUGCGAUGUCUUUGCUUGCCGGUGCCAUCCAGGCUGGCAAUAAGCCCACGGGCAACUGCUUCAAUUGCAAACGCCCAGGUCAUUUUGCUAAACAAUGCAGAGCCCCUGGCGGGGGAGCAAACAGGAAUGGUGAAGCCAAUAAGGCUAAGCCUUCCAAGAAAUGCCCGAAAUGCGGUAAAGGCUAUCAUUGGGCAAAUCAGUGCAGGAGUUCGGGAAACUCCAUGGGGGCCUAGCUCUCGGGCCAGGACAAAAAAGAGAGCCCUCCGCCGUUCGUCUCCACUAUUAAGACCUUUUCUAAUGAUACACCCUCUGAUUUCACCAUUGACUUCAUUAAUCAGGAAACCAAAGACGCUGUUUUACCUGGUGAAAUUGUGCUCAUGCCCACUCAGUUGGCGGGCCCACUACCACCUAAGGUCGCAGGCUUAAUUUUGCCCAAAUUCUCUGCGGCCAAAGAAGGAAUCCUGGUUAUUCCGGGAGUCCUAGAUCCUGACUACGUGGGCACAAUCAUGGUUCAACUCUGGAG
Podarcis lilfordi (Lilford's wall lizard) is the source of this 1360-nucleotide messenger RNA. The record is from the annotation of a GenBank genome assembly. Lineage: Eukaryota; Metazoa; Chordata; Lepidosauria; Squamata; Lacertidae.